Messenger RNA from Aspergillus alliaceus, 3092 nucleotides. RefSeq names its product putative kinesin family protein (KipA). Gene Ontology annotation, molecular function: microtubule motor activity; ATP binding; microtubule binding. The coding region runs from base 178 to 3030 and encodes 950 amino acids. Lineage: Eukaryota; Fungi; Ascomycota; Eurotiomycetes; Eurotiales; Aspergillaceae. Gene Ontology annotation, biological process: microtubule-based movement. The transcript is spliced from 2 exons. The record is from RefSeq and is a predicted model, not a curated record.
CAGCUUUUCGUUUUACAGAGAUAUCCUAUUUUGACAUUCAACUACUAAAGCCAUACUUCGCGUAUGGCCGCCGCAUACCUCACUUACACCCAUCAUACACAUCUACAGGCGUUCGCAUUCAACCAAGCUCAAUUAUAGCGGUGUUCGAGGUGCCUGUGCGGAAUUCUUCACGCUUUCAUGUCUACGUUGCCCCAGCCAUCGCGGCCUUCCGCGAACCCUUCGACAGGAUCCUUCCCCCCGCUCACAGCUCCGAAAUCAAGAAAGAGUUUACCAAUCUCACCUGACCAUGUGAGGGCGCCUUCCCCAUUUCAAAUGUCUUCCAAAACGCGUGCAUCUCCCAGCCCGAGACCAUCACUUGGUAAGACUGCACUAUCCAACUCUGCUUCCAACAUGAAUCCCUCCAGGUCGAUCUCAGCUGGCCGUACUCCAAGCAGUCCCGAUAAGUCACUGCGCAGAACUAUAAGUAUUGCGGCUUUUCCCCAACCACCGAAAACAGGCAGCCGUCCUUCUACUGCAUCGUCAUUCUCGGGGAUUCAAAGCCUUCAUUCCUCUGGCAGUAUGAAGGUCAAAAGGAGCUCCAGGUUCAGCGUGGGGACCACCAGCAGCUACCGGAGUUCAGAGACACCAUCUUUGUUGAAUGGUUCUGGUGAUAUUAGAACAAUUGCGGGCACAGACACCCGUGAGCCUGAGGCCUCUCCAUCGCAAAGCAGGAGCUCUUCCGCUCAAGGGUCAUACUCAACAAGCGCGACCACUUUCGAGGAUGCAGAUGAUCUAGCAGGUACAUCCAAACCGCACUCAAGGCCUAAGGAGGCCAAAGGAAAUGUCAUAGUGAGCGUUCGAGCACGUCCUGAUGUGCACACAACUGAUACUUCAAAAAACAACGGCGAAUGGACAAUGGAUGCACGUCGAAGUCUCAUCACUUUUAAUGGAAAAGAAGGAGGAGAUUAUUAUUAUGAUAACGUCUUCUCUCCCCAUGAACAUAAUGCUAAAGUUUACGACGCCGCGGCAAAACGUCUCGUGAGGAGGGUAAUGGAGGGUUAUCAUGGUACCGUCUUUGCGUACGGCAUGACCGGUACCGGUAAAACCUUCUCAAUGCAGGGAACUGCUACCUCUCCAGGGGUGAUACCAUUAGCGAUAACCGACAUUUUUUCUUUUAUUAGGGAGACACCCCAUCGAGAAUUCUUGCUUCGCGUUAGCUACCUUGAAAUCUAUAACGAGAAGAUUCAUGACCUUCUUUCAGCUUCCGCUGGUGGUGCGUCUCUCCAGCAGGAAGAGAUAAAGUUGCGUGAAGACAGCAAGCGAGGCGUGUAUGCGAGUCCCCUGAAAGAAGAGAUCGUGCAGAGCCCGACGCAACUUCUUCGUGUAAUUGCGAGGGGUGAUCAUGCAAGACGAACUGGUAGCACGCAGUUCAAUGCGCGCAGUUCCCGAAGUCAUGCAGUUGUUCAAAUUGUUGUCGAGAGUAGAGAACGAGUGCCCUCAGGUGCCACUCAAGAUAGGCGAUCGGGCAUGGCCCCUGGAGGUGUCAGAGUAUCCACGCUCAGCUUGAUAGACUUGGCUGGAUCAGAACGCGCAGCAGAUGACAAAGAGCGCCGAACAGAAGGUGCCCACAUAAAUAAAAGCCUACUUACCCUUGGGACUAUCAUCUCUAGGCUUUCGGAGACUAAAGACAAGGCUGGUAACCCAACUGAUCGCGAGGGCAGGCAUCUGCCUUAUCGUGACAGUAAACUCACAAGGUUGUUACAACCAGCUUUGUCAGGGAACUCACUAGUCAGCAUUCUUUGCACCGUCCAUCUUGGCGUAACAGGAAAUUCCCACUCCGGUGAAACGCUCAAUACUUUGAAGUUUGCUGCUCGAGCUAAGAAUAAUAUCGUCAGCCACGCCAAACGGGCGGAAGAAGCGUUCGGUAGUGGUGGUGGUGACGCAGGCAGCCGUGUUCUUCUGGAACGCUACCGGAUGGAAAUCCAGGCUCUUCGCGGCCAGCUCGAGAGUCAAACAAAAGCCCAAGCUGAGAAAGAGUUGAAAUUAGAAGAGCAGCAGCUAGAAAAAGAGGCGCAUGCACGUCACGAAGAACAAAUGCUGGAAAUGCAACUGGCUCGAACUGCUCUUAAAGAACGCAUAGAACAUCUCAAUCGACUUAUCCUUUGUUCCAAGUCUACUGGUGUGAACACUCAGGGAGCAAUGUCUGCUCUUGGCCGGCUAUCUAGAAUGUCUGCUGCCGAAUCGGUGGCUCGAUCUUUGCGCUCUUCGGUUAGUCAAUCAACCUUGGGCGCAUAUGGUGCCUCUUCUGUCCGACCUGUAUCAUUCCUCUCCGUCAAUAGCAACGAUCCUUCGCCUUUCUCGAGUGGAUCACUUGGGAAUGAUGAGGAGGAGGAUAUUAUGGGCGAAUUUGCAGACGGGAAUGCAAGUGCUCAGAGGCAAAUCUCAGCCCUCCAGGCCGACCUGAGUGACAAAAACCGGUAUAUUUCCACCUUAGAGAGACGUUUACUACAAGCCCGGCGGUCGAGCCAUUCCCGAAUGUCAAUAGGCGUUAAAACUGGAAGCGCAACUUCCGAGGGCUCAGAUAUAGCUGCUUUGCUUCGCGAAAAGGACAUGGAAAUCAACGAACUCCGUCAACAGUUGGAUGAUAAGGAUCGAAUGCUCGCUGCGCUCCGCUCUGCGGCUCGACAUCGGGACCUUGCACAUCUCACUGCCGAUGCAUGCCCUAUAGAUCAAAAGGAGAAAAGCGAGCGUAGAAGUACUAAUCCCGAUGAGGACGACUCGCCAGCUAGCAACUCGGUAGCCAGCAUCCUUUUAUCUCAUAAGGAGAACGAGGUGGAUGGGAGAAAAAGCACAGAUGACGAAAUGUCGCGAAUGCUCGAUGAAAUGAUCCAGGACAGGGUUGAUAGUGGCCACUUAAUCAAAGGUUCUCAUGGAAGUGUCCGUGUCGCUAUUGAGAGUCGACUGCCUUCUGGACCUACGACAGCUGUGCAGGGCUUAAACCCAGGGAGUGUAAAUCCAGACAACAUUGCUCAAGACCUCCAAUCGGGGUAAGAGGUCUCGCUUUGUUUAUCUUGCGUUGUUUUAUGUUCCUGGGAUGCUAUAAUGGAACCAUG